CGCCGGAACUGCGCAGAUUGUAUCUUCAGCGUUACCUGAAUUACGAGAAAACAUGGAUGAAGACGAGUCGUCAUUCUCAUUCGCUGAAGACCCAUCACUUACAAUACCCAAGACGUUAUAUGAUGUAAGAGAGUUUGGUGAAUCGAGGCAUGCCGUAUCGCGUGCGAGACGACACGGUAGAACAAUGGUGCUCUCAAAUCUUGAUCAAUCCUUCAUACCAACAUUCGAUUCCGCAAUACAAACCAGCCUGGUAUUUAAAAGAGACAGAAUGAACCAAACAGACAAGAUACAAAUGGACGACACAGAGACAGAGACGGACAAAACGGAUACAAGAGACAGAAAUUUACAAACAGACCAUUAUAAUCAACAUAUGGACACUCAAACAAUGCCCGAUAUUAGUGUACGCGAGUCAUCCAUGGGAUUGCCAUUUACUAACGUAUACGUGCAGACUGAUGAAAAGAGAUCUUACGAUAACGACACCCAGACAAAUAUACUACAACAAACCAACACCCCAACACAGACAUUGGUAAAAGUUUACCAGGAAAAUGAAUUCCAAACUGAACCACUAGAAACAAUUGACCCUUCCCAAACUGAAAUGACAGGUUCAAACUUGGAGCCAGUAAUUGAGGAAGGAUUCCGAACUCUUUCUCAGAACAGUCAACAAGGAGGCGAUUCUGCACUUGCUUUGAUGGGCAUGUUCGAAAAAGAAUCAAAAAUUGAAAAUGCUGAACAGAUUGACAACGAAUACUUGGUUCUGGUAAAAAUAGCGUGGAAAAUUAUUUGGCAAAAUAUCGCACUGAGGAUAUGCGAGAGUCAUGCAGCCGGUAAAAAUAAAAUUACAGCAGCGUUUGCAAAUACUCUCAUCGUACUAUUAGCUAAUUACUUGCAAAGCGGCAACAUUGAAGAACAAUUUGGUAGGUUUUCAUCGCGUUGCGACGAAGUCAUCCAAACUGGAGAUCUAUUUCGAACUGCUAAGAAGGAUGUACAUGCUAUCACAGCAUACUACGCCGCUGCUAAACUACAUCAAUUUAAAAACAGCGGGGAUCAAUCGUUGCGUGGGAUUACUACCUGUGUUCGACAAAUAGUAAUUGUUGUUCAAUCCCUUGCAAAUCAGGAACAAAAUAUCGAGAUUAUCAAAGAUCACAUGAUACCGCUCAUGCAUGAAAUAAUGAAGUUACAUCAAUCAAUCCAAUGUUCGAGUCAUAAAGUAAAAGUGAUGGCAGAGGCUAAUUGUUGGUAUAAUAUCGGUAUCUGCUACUGCUAUGGCGGUGAAAAUGGCAAAUUUGCACAAAUUACCCAAACUGCAAUCGAACUCAUAAAAACUGAAUUUGGAGACGAAUCGCAAACUUAUAAAGUGUAUGCAUGCGGCAUGAAUAAUGCUGGGAUUGCUCAUUGGGGUAUGGGGAAUAAAAGGAAAGCUGUUGAAUUAUUCAAACUGGCAUUGGAAGCCUAUUUUAAGGUGCAGGACUGGGAUGACGAAGAAGAAAAAAAUCGUAUUAUCGAACUCACAAGGGCAUAUUUAGAAAGUAUCGAAUCAGACUCUAACUCGGAUUAAGUUGAUUAAAAUUCUGAUAUCAAAGCGUCACCUAAAAGCGAUCGACGAGGUUAAUAAAAUUGUAUGUGGUACCAUAUUUAAACAGACAUGUUCUUCUUAUUUUUGUGAGAAAAUAAACAUUUCUGAAUUUCAGAAACAAGUCGUAAAAUUGAAUUUUCCAAGCUCAAUUUAGGGAUAGAAUAGGAAAGAAGUGUAAUUAGGUAAAUUAAAACCGAUCCCGAGAAAUUCUUUGUAUCGGAUGACUGGCACCACCAACCGGUUUGUUUUUACUUUGUCAAUAUGAUAUUCGUAUCUUGCUAUUCUUUAUUUCUGUUUGAAAUAUGUGAUUUCGUAAAACGUAGUGAUUCAAAUAUUUUAUAAGACGCCUAUUUACGCGUUUUUUUCCGAACUAAGACCUGACAAGCGCCACUGGUAUCUAACGAGAAAAAGCUGCUAUUUUUGGAUGAAUUUUUUCUGUUUGACAUUGCUGGAGAUGAACAUUUGUUCUAAACUUGA
Messenger RNA from Styela clava, 2050 nucleotides. RefSeq lists its product as uncharacterized. Gene Ontology annotation, molecular function: protein binding. NCBI's taxonomy places the organism in Eukaryota, Metazoa, Chordata, Ascidiacea, Stolidobranchia, Styelidae. The record is from RefSeq and is a predicted model, not a curated record.